GCGGGGGGGAGGGAAGCGGCGCGCGGGAUGGCGAGCGAGCGGCCCCUCCCCCCUAACCAGCUCCCGGGCGCUGAGAGCGGCCGGGAGUUUUCGCACCCGGGAGGCAGAUGCCGCCCUGGCUCUGGCUUGUUGCAGAUUUCUAAUCAACAUAAUGCUGAAGCAUCAACUUUGGAACCAACACUUUUCAAAAUGGCUGAGGUGGAUCUUAAUUUGGAUAAUGUUAUACCAACAACCAUUCUUCCAACUUACUGGGCAAAACUUCUAGUGGCAUUUGUUUCCUUUGUAUGCUUUGCCCAUAGUUAUGAUGGAGAUUUUGUCUUUGAUGAUUCAGAAGCCAUUGUCAACAAUAAGGAUCUCCGAGCAGAAACUCCACUCGGUGACCUUUGGCAACAUGACUUCUGGGGUAGUAAACUUAGCAGCAACACUAGCCACAAGUCUUAUCGGCCACUCACUAUCCUGACUUUCAGGAUCAACUACUAUUUAUCUGGAGGUUUCUAUCCAGUGAGUUUUCAUAUGGUCAACAUCCUUCUGCAUUGUAGCAUUUCUGUCCUAAUGAUUGAUGUCUUCUCAAUAUUAUUUGGUGGUCUACAAUAUACCAGUAAAGGAAGGAGAUUAAACCUGGCUCCCAAAUCGUCCCUUUUAGCAGCAUUAUUUUUUGCUGUUCAUCCAGUGCAUACAGAGUGUGUGGCUGGUAUCGUUGGCAGAGCUGACCUCCUGGGUGCCCUCUUUUUUUUGUUAUCUUUUCUUGGCUACUGUCAAGCAUUUAGAGAAAGUAACAAGGAAGGAACUCAAUUUUCUAUAUUCUGGGUGCUGCUGAGUAUUCUUUUGAGUGCCAUAGCUAUGCUAUGCAAAGAACAAGGGAUUACAGUACUGGGUUUCAAUGCUGUAUUUGAUGCCCUGGUGAUAAGCAAAUUAAAUAUUUUAGAAAUUGUUCAAAAGGUACGACAUAAAGAAAAGUCAUUGGAGAAUAUUGGAUGGCUUAAGAAUGGGAGUCUUCUCUUCAGAAUGACUCUCCUGUUUUCUGGAGGGGCAACAAUACUUUACUUGCGCUGGAGAAUUAUGGGCACUGGGCCACCAGUCUUUACUGAAGUUGACAACCCAGCAUCCUUUGCAGAUAGCAUAUUUAUCAGAGCUAUAAACUAUAAUUACUACUAUUCAUUGAAUGCAUGGUUGCUGCUGUGUCCCUGGUGGCUGUGUUUUGAUUGGUCAAUGGGCUGCAUACCCCUUAUUAAGUCAGUCAGUGACUGGAGAAUAAUUGCACUAGCAGCACUUUGGUUCUGCCUAAUUGGUCUAAUAUGCCAAGCUCUAUGCUCUGAAGACAGCCAUAAGAGAAGAAUACUCACUCUGGGAUUGGGAUUUCUCAUUAUCCCAUUUCUUCCUGCAAGUAACCUGUUUUUCAGAGUGGGAUUUGUUGUUGCUGAAAGAGUCAUCUACCUCCCUAGUAUUGGAUACUGCGUGCUUCUAACAUAUGGAUUUGGAAUACUAAGCAAACAUACUAAGAAAAAGAAACUUAUUGCUGCGACUGUACUAGGGAUUUUAUUCAUAAAUAUGGUACGUUGUAUUACCCGCUGUAGCCAGUGGAGAAAUGAAGAUCUGCUUUUCACAAGUGCCCUGUCUGUGUGUCCUCUCAAUGCUAAAGUACACUACAACAUUGGCAAAAACCUGGCUGAUAAAGGUGACCAGAUCGCUGCCAUCAGAUAUUAUAGGGAAGCUGUAAGAUUGAAUCCUAAAUAUGUUCAUGCCAUGAAUAAUCUUGGAAAUAUCCUGAAAGAAAGGAAUGAACUACAGGAAGCAGAGGAGCUAUUGUCUCUUGCUAUACGAAUACAACCAGACUUUGCUGCAGCAUGGAUGAAUUUAGGCAUAGUACAGAACAGUCUUCGGAGGUUUGGAGAAGCUGAGCGAAGCUACUGGACAGCAAUUAAAUACAGAAGAAAGUAUCCAGAUUGUUACUACAAUUUAGGGCGUUUGUAUGCAGACUUGAAUCGUCCCCUAGAUGCAUUGAAUGCAUGGAGAAAUGCAACUUUUUUGAAACCAGAGCACACUUUGGCUUGGAAUAAUAUGAUCAUACUGCUUGAUAAUACAGGUAACUUAGCCCAAGCUGAAGCAGUUGGAAGGGAGGCAUUAGAAUUAAUACCCAGUGAUCACUCUAUUAUGUUCUCAUUGGCAAAUGUACUGGGGAAAUCCCAAAAAUACAAGGAAUCUGAAGCUUUAUUCCUGAAGGCAAUUAAGGCCAAUCCAAAUGCUGCAAGUUACUAUGGUAAUUUGGCUGUGCUUUACCACCGUUGGGGAAACUUUGACUUAGCCAAGAAAUACUAUGAAAUUUCUCUGAAGCUUGACCCUCUGGCACCAGGGACCAAGGAAAAUUACAAUCUACUAAAAAGAAAACUAGAACAAUUGCAAACAAAUAGUGUUUGAUCAUUCUUUUCUCUCUCUUUUGUCUCGCAUGAUACAGAUCAUUAAUGUCUUAUGGUUUUUUUUAACCAUGUAAAAAAGUUUUAGUAAAUGGUGUUAAAUUUGAUUUUUUUAUAUGAAAACAAAAUAAAAACAUGAACGUACCAAAAAACUAUUGCAGCUCCAACAA
Messenger RNA from Antechinus flavipes (yellow-footed antechinus), 2581 nucleotides. It is a transcript of the gene TMTC4, whose product is annotated as transmembrane O-mannosyltransferase targeting cadherins 4. Gene Ontology annotation, cellular component: endoplasmic reticulum. NCBI's taxonomy places the organism in Eukaryota, Metazoa, Chordata, Mammalia, Dasyuromorphia, Dasyuridae. Gene Ontology annotation, molecular function: mannosyltransferase activity; protein binding. The record is from RefSeq and is a predicted model, not a curated record. The transcript has 18 exons. The coding region runs from base 28 to 2415 and encodes 795 amino acids. Gene Ontology annotation, biological process: endoplasmic reticulum unfolded protein response; protein O-linked glycosylation via mannose.